Messenger RNA from Uranotaenia lowii, 5537 nucleotides. Its product is annotated as serine-rich adhesin for platelets. Gene Ontology annotation, molecular function: protein binding. The coding region runs from base 1431 to 4181 and encodes 916 amino acids. NCBI's taxonomy places the organism in Eukaryota, Metazoa, Arthropoda, Insecta, Diptera, Culicidae. The record is from RefSeq and is a predicted model, not a curated record. The transcript is spliced from 7 exons.
CAGUUCAUGUCGAGAUUCCGUUCCACGUUGACGUGAAAAGUUUUCCCGGAGCGAGAGCGUUUCCAUUGCUACUGGAAGAUUGAUAGUUGGAAGGAUCGCCGUUGUUAGCCCUUGAUCGAUUGCGUUGUGCAUCUUCCUUGGGGAUUUUCUCCCGGUUGGGGAGAAAGGAAGGAAGGUGGAAAAAAAUCGGAGCAUCUUCGUGGUUUUUGCCUGGCGGUGGAUCGCGGCCAAUGAACGCAGAGAGCAAAACCACCCUCCCGCGGGAGAGUUUGGCGUGUUGUCGACGUGCUGCAAAUACGGUUUUAUCCGUAUCAGUUGUUUGAAAUAAAUUAUAAAAGCAAUCGGCAGUUGGGCAUCCGCUUCCAGACCGAGAGUGAGUGCAGUGCAAGUGGCACCACAACCGGGUGAUUUAGACAACCGACUAGACUAAGAAGGGACCGAUUCAAGCGAAGGUCUUGCUGCAAGGCAAAGGAUAACGGCCUAGAGAAGUUACGAGUGCCGGCCGAAUCGAUAGAAAGAAAUUCCGGACCGCCCCGAAACCCGAUAAGAUCGCGAUCGCGUCCGUCGCAAGGUUACUACACAUUUCGGAAGGUUGACCGAAAAUAAAUAAAAAUUCGGUGCAUGCGUUGGAUGCACAAAUCGUUCGACUACUGUGGUUGUUGCUGUUUUCGCAGUUUUGUUGAUUUUCGUCACCCGUGACAACCCGUGAAGUGAAAUUGCAAGUGAUUGACAAACAACGUUCGUCGUUUAUCGUUUAGGCAAAGGCAGUCAGUGUAAGGAAAUAAUUUCGAAUAGAAUUUCGCGUCGCAGUGCAGUGAUUUUAUACCGCUCAUAAUCGAUCAGCGAAAGGUGACGAAGUGCUAGAAACCGAAAUCUGCACCGCGCCCCAACCAUCAACAGUUAUUCAGCCCAUUGAACGAUGCAUGAAUGAAAGAAAGCUCGCUCGAAGGAGGGCAUAGAAAAAAUAACGUUAAAUUCAAUUCGUUGCUUGUUGUUAGCAGAAAAAAUAAUAAACCUCGAACACCAGGCUAAGCAAAAGAAAAAAAAAUUGAAGAAAAAGUUGGAUAAGUGAGUGAUUUUGCACACAUUGCAAUUUUUCCUUCAUUCUUGUGAUUUUCAAUUCUGCACAAGUUUUUCUCGUCCCAUUUGGUCGACAGAUUUGCGAAAAACCGCAAAGCAAAACAACAACCGAGCCACCGCUGAGCUAGUUGCAAAAAUUGAAUUUAAUAAAUUUGCCAUUAUUACAUCAACCGAGGGAAGCUGAACCGCACAGAGACGGAGAUAUCAAUCCAAAACAUCGAAAGCAAAGCUAGCAAAGCAAACCGUGGACCAUCAGGAGCCAGCGAUCCGAGUAGAAGAUUAUCUAUCCCAAUUCCCCUGAAAUUGGGUAACGAUCGGCUUGACCAACAACAUCAACAGCAGCAGCGACAAUGAGGAGUCCCGAUAAUUUGGGGCCACCAGCGGCAGCGGCAGCCCUAGGAGGAUCAAACACCCCACCAGAAAGCUCCCUCGAACCAUGCUCCUCUUCCAGUUCCUGCAGUCGACGACGACACAAUUUAGCCACCUCCCAUCAAAAUCAUCACCAUCGCAGCCAUCGAUCAUCCUCCAUUAGCUCCCCCUCCCUCUCAAAAUGCAACUCCACCUCCUUCGCCCCAUCCUACUCCUCAUCGGUGAACCCGUCAAAGAUCACAUCUGGAAUGGGAUUAGCAGUAGCCCUAGUAGCCACGUUGCUCCUCUUCACUUCGCUAGUGUCGGUAGCUCAAUCAGGACCCGUCCUCAGGCCCCGCCGAAUGAUUCGGGAAAUCUAUAGCGAGCUUAUGGAUUCAAGCGCUCAAAAUGUUACCAAUUUCAUAGCCGACACGUGUUUGUACGAUGGCACCCAGGUUUCUCGGACCAGCAUCAACUGCGAGAAGAAGCAAGGUUGCCGUGCCAUCCAGAAGACUGGCGAAUGUUGCCCAGACUAUCAGUGUGAAUGUCAACGAGACGGCAAAACUUACACCAACGGAGAAAAGGUUUUCGAUCCGGAUACUCCAUGUAGGGCGUGUUAUUGUCAAGGCGGUGAAGUAACCUGCAGUCAGCUUACCUGCUACAAGCGCCACGACUGUGAGCCGAGGUUCAUUCCUGGUCGAUGCUGCCCUGAAUACGACAAUUGUCCUCCUCUUGAAAAUUCAAAAAUAAUGGAAACCACUUCGGCGAAAGACGAACUAAUCGAGGUACAGGAAACGGAAAUCGAAGCUGAAGACUUGUUGGAACAGGGUAGCUCAAAAUCUUCUUCGACGUUAGACCCCGAAGAGACAACAUCCACAACCACAACUACCAGUACUACUACUACUGGGUCAUCUUCAAUGGAGGCCUCAUCAACGCCCAAAGUGAACAUGCCCUCAGCAAACGAUAACCCAUUGGGGAUCAAAAUCAAAGAGAUUACUAAACCGGAAGAAAUUCGGUUAACCGAUAGUAGACCAAAGGUUCCUCAGGGUUCGUCUCAGGUGAGCGGUGAAGAUGUCGUUCGACAUUCCACGGAGAACUUACUGGAAGAAGCAAACAACCUAGAACAUCUGGACAUGAAUGUGACCGAUGACGUGGAGGAUAGUAUGAAAAAUGUACGGCACACGGAUGAUGAUCAGCAGGACACGAAAGAGGCGACCGAUUCUGCCGAAGGUUCUACCUCGUCUGCCCUCAGCUCUGAGACCGAUGAUGUGGAAGUGUCGUCGGAGAUGAGUAGCAGCAGCACAAGCAGUACGGCGAGGCCUUCAACAACGACGACUCCGAUGCAGGAUGAUGUUUCAGAUGAGGUCACCAAGAAGGAUAAACCUCUUCCGGCGGUGGUACAGAUAGGAGAUAAGCUAGUUAUUGUAGAUCACAAUCAACCGAAACCGAUCACCGUUAUUCAAGUAGAAGAGAUUGAUCAACUGCAACGGGGUGAGGAUGAUAUUUCCUACGAUCAAGAAAUGUACACGGAUCGAUCGCCACCUUCGCCCGUUGCGAGAGAAGAGAACCGAGAGAGCUCUAAAAACAUGAAGCUUCCCGAGGGUGGAACGAGCGAGGAAGAAAUGCUUUCAACACAAGCCGAUUCUAGUCAAGCAUUUGAAACCAUUUUCCAUGGAGGUAGUUCGACUGAAAAUUCGGAGGAGGUAUUCGAGACCCAACACUAUACCGAAGGUCCUGAGGUGAGCGUUGAACGGAAUGAAACCCAAUCAGAUCAUCUGUUAGCUAGCAAUGAAGAAUUCAUUCAGGUUGGCUCCAUUUCAUCAGAUAAGCCAGCAAGGUUAGAGGAGGACCAUACUACGUUGAACUCGUUGGUCUCCAGCGGUGAAGAGGGCAGCACAACCUUAUCAGAUGAAAACGUGGCCUCGGGACAUUCCGAAGCAUCUGGAGACGAAGUGUUCGAUACCCAGUAUUACACCGAAGGACCAGGAAGCUCAUCGGAAACCACCGAUGCGUCAUCCGAGGUCUCGGAAUUCACAAAGCCAGCCAAAGACCUUCCGUCAGAAGACAUGACGACUCAUCGGAAGCCGUACAUCGAGGACGACGAGCAUGACCUCAUCCAACCCGGUUUCCAACCUAUCCCCGAAGAUUUCAGUUUGCCAUUGCGAGAUGCUCCUGCUUUGAUAGAAAUGGGCGAAGAAGCCGACUCAAACAACGUUCCAGGUAAAAAUGAACGCAAAGAAGAUGCCGUUGCUACUCCGAAGAUUCUAUCCGAUGUGCUGGAGUACCGAAUGAACGGCACCAAUUCGACGGCCGAAGAAACGAGCAACAGUGGCGAAGACGUUACCAAUGCGCCCUCGUGGCUAAAGGAAGAACACAUUUCCCAACUUCGGACACCCGGAGAACCACAUCUCAUCCCCGAAUGGGAACGGAACAGCACUUCGAUUGCAAACUUCACUUCGGAAGAAGAUUUCAGCGGAGCGGGAGGAGACUUCCAGGUGCUGAAGAUGAACUCGGAAGAAUUCGAGGACACCGAUGCAGGAAGUGGGAUGAAGAAAGAGUCGGAAGAAACAACCCUUGCUACAACCAAAAUUCAACUCCAGGAGAUCGAUGCCGCGGGCAGUGGGUCUUCUUCUGAGUCAUCGGAAAGCGUGAAGCACAACCCGAAGAACGACGUCGAAAGCGUCAAGUACGAGGAAGAUGAAAAUAGCACCGUUGAUGAAGUGCUCCCCAAGCAGGUUAAAACGACUGUUUGAAAAUAAUUUAGCCGUUUUUUUUUCAAUUGAACUAAACCGAUUUAGGAAUGCAAAUAGUGUGAACACACAAAAACUAGCUAAAUCAAUUUACUGAGCAAGUUUGUGAGCGAUCGAAGAAUUCCCAUCACUUCCCGGUCGAGGGAAGAUUAAGCAGUAAUCGCCCCGCCAGAAGAAUCAAACGAUGGGAACCAGGUGCCAGUUAUUAGAAGAAAUAUCCCUUCUCUCGUUCUCCUUGAGCUAGCUUGUAAGGUUAAUUUAUUAUGAUUCUCAAAUUCAUUGCAAACGUGAAAAUGAAACCCGAACACAUCUGUAGCUGAAGCUCUCAAUAGACCGACUCAUUCGAAAAGAAAAUUACUGAAAAGUGCCAUUGUCGAUGCAACAUGAUGAGGAAAUUAAGCUGUUGAGUUUUGCCAUUUAAUUUCGAAUAACAAAACUUCCAACGAACAUACUUAAAAAUUUAGUAAGAACCAUUCUGAUUCAAUCAAACACAAUCAUUGCGCAAACGACAGACACUUGAUCAAAAUUUUGUCCAUCGUAGUUCUUUAAACAUUGCUACUUUUUCCCAAAUAAAAAGACAUUUAUUAUGUUUAUAAGCUCAAAAUCCCCCUAGCUGUUAAGUGUGAAUGUGAAAGAGAAAGCAAUUUAUCCGUACAGAAGAAUAACAACAACAGCAACAAUAUAAGGUUAGUUUAAGAUUAAGACUGUUAUAGCGAUAGUUGACUAGUGAACAACAAAUCCCUAUUUAUUGAUUAUUUAUAAUCUCAGUACGAGCACUGUUUAGUAUUUUGAUUUGUGAAGUUUUUGUCUCCGUUGGAAAUUUUCUAAAGCCUGGCAACUGUUUUCGAACAUUCUUCAACAGAAGGAAUCUCGAAAACUUGAUCGUCGGGCCACCUCUUUUAGCGCGAUUAAAAAUAUUGAAAAACGAGCAACUCUCUAUAUAGUUAUCUACUAAGGUGUCCUUUUAGUUGCAUGUGUAAUAUUUAAGGAAUGUUAGGAAAAAAUAAAUAAAUUGAAAAAAAAACCGUCAGCGCUGAGACGUAAGUCGAAAAAAAGUCAUAACUUGUAAUUUAAAGCAAACAGCAACAACAGAAGGAAAAAGAGCAAACAGAAACAAAAUAAAAAUUCACGAAACUAUUUUAGUCUAGUAGAGUAGGAUAAAACAGAAAGAAAAACAAAAACAAACUAAAUCAUUCAUCAAAGUUUUUCUCAAGCUUCCGGUCCCGGCAAAUGGGCGGGAAAUUACUUUCUCAAGGGAAACAGCUCCGAAAUGUUACUUUGUUGAUUGUAAAUGGGAAAUUGAAGCUGUGCAGAGGAGAAUAAAUGGCAAAUAAAACUUUUUAGCAAGACUAUGCGACU